GUUAACGCAGCCUGUAGCCGCUCGAACAGCCUCAAUCUCCCACAGCUCCUGCGACAGAGAGCCAUUCAUUAACAAACAGCAACAUGUCAGACAAAAAACAGACCGUGGAUUUGGGCUUACUGGAGGAGGAUGAUGAGUUUGAAGAAUUUCCAGCCGAGGAUUGGACCGGGCUGGAUGAAGACGAGGACGCUCAUGUAUGGGAAGACAACUGGGAUGAUGACAACGUAGAGGAUGAUUUCUCAAAUCAACUGAGAGCCGAGCUGGAAAAACAUGGUUACAAGAUGGAGACGUCUUAGCGUCGGCUGAGGCCUUUCUGUAUUCGAUGACCAUGGAUAUGGACAUUUAUAUUUGAAUAUUACUGGUUGACCACACACCACGGAAAGAUAGUUGAGCAUGUGAAUUUGUUUUUCUUUUUUUUGUAAGAAAUAUUGAUGGGAGUAAAGUGUUUGGAAAAAGCA
This is a messenger RNA of Centropristis striata (black sea bass), 458 nucleotides long. It is a transcript of the gene sem1, whose product is annotated as SEM1 26S proteasome subunit. Gene Ontology annotation, biological process: double-strand break repair via homologous recombination; proteasome assembly; mRNA export from nucleus. The record is from RefSeq and is a predicted model, not a curated record. The transcript is spliced from 3 exons. The coding region runs from base 84 to 296 and encodes 70 amino acids. NCBI's taxonomy places the organism in Eukaryota, Metazoa, Chordata, Actinopteri, Perciformes, Serranidae. Gene Ontology annotation, cellular component: proteasome complex; proteasome regulatory particle, lid subcomplex.